Molecule: messenger RNA, 4358 nt
Organism: Scleropages formosus (Asian bonytongue)
Lineage: Eukaryota; Metazoa; Chordata; Actinopteri; Osteoglossiformes; Osteoglossidae
Gene: arhgap46b
Product: Rho GTPase activating protein 46b
Exons: 10
Coding region: 140-3349 (1069 amino acids)
Biological process (GO): signal transduction
Cellular component (GO): cytoplasm; cytoskeleton
Molecular function (GO): protein binding; GTPase activator activity
Source: RefSeq, a predicted model, not a curated record
AGGUGGUCGCGAGGCCGUGCAGCUCGGUGGCCCGUGAGGAGUGUUGGCUGCGAGUCCCACCGAGCCCCGUAGGGUGGAGGUUCGUCGCGGCUUAACGGUGAACUUUACUCUCGAGUGUUACCCGGACGAUGUGAGCAAAAUGGCUGAAACAAGCUCAGACUGGGUGGAGAUCCUGGAGCCACGCUCCCGGGAACGCAUGUACGUCAACCUGGCCACGGGGGAGUGCGGCUGGGAGCCCCCACCCGGUGUGGCUGUGCGCCAGUCUGAUGGCAGCCAGUGGUGGGAGCUCUUUGAUAGCAACAACAGCCGGUUCUACUACUAUAAUGCAGACAGCCAGCAGACUGUGUGGCACCGACCCCAAAACUGCGACAUUGUGCCACUAGCCCAGCUGCAGGCCAUGAAGAGGAGCUCUGAAUCUGAGUUCCGGAGCCAUGGCAAGGUGCGGGCAACAAGCCGCACACCGCUUCCCGGGGCCUACCCCACACCCCCUCCCCAGGACACAGAAAGCAGUGGGAGGGACACACCAGCCAAAGGCCACGGUGACAGCCUGGACCACAGAAAGGAUGCAGCAAGGGACUCAGCUCAAAGAUGGCAGCCAGCUCCGGGUUCCAAGGCAGCCAUGUUGGUGAAGGUCAACAGCAUUGGUAGGAACCAGACUUCAGGACCCGUUAGCGCUCUACAGCUCCUCCAUCACAGCAACAGCACAGUAAGCUCCACCGGCAGUAAUCCAGUAGGCAGCUACACCUACCGUCCUGACAGAGGUGCUACACCCGGCAAGAUGUCAUCAUCCGGGGACUCUAAGCAGGCGCUGCACCUGAAGAAGGCAGACAAUGGCAACUUCUGCUUGGUGAUGCCUGGCAGCAGUAGCUCUCCUUCUCCUACCUACCAGACACAUCAUAGGUCACAGGCUGGGACUCCACGACCAGCAUCGCCUGCGUAUGGAGCAACCCCUCCUAUCUAUGACGAGCCCCCAAUCGAGUCGCCCAUCUACGAUGAGCCCCCGGUAGAGAUGGAAGUGGAGGGGGUGCACCUGUUGAAUAGGACCCAGCCAGCCCACUUAAGCCCCAUCCACAGCCUACAGAAGCCUGUGCCACAACAACCUAAGCUUCUUCAUCACCCUGCUGCUCACCUGGGCUCCAAACACAAGAGGAACCCCUCUGCCACGGAGUACAGCCCUGCGGGUAGGGAGUGUAUCAAGCACAUGGUCAAUGUGGACCCAAGUUCCAGCAAGCAAGUCCCAUUAUCACCAGGCCAGGCCUCACAGCCUGAGAGCCCAUUGACCAAGGGACCUCAGAAGGAGGUUACACUAGAGAAGAAACAGUCCUGGAGGAUCUUGGAGGCCAACAUUGUAAAGAACAUUGAAGCACGCCACAGCAGGCAGAACAGCCUAGUAUCUCAGGAGUACCCAGCAGCUGCAACGGUCACAUACCAGGACUCGGGCUACUCCACAGGCCCAUCUCCCAGCUUGCGCCGCAAGAACCGGCGGAGGCAGCUAGCAGGACAGGGCAGGCCUGGCUCGGUGGGCAGUAGUGGCGAGCUCAAUGCCCUCAAUGAAAAGCUGAUGGCAGAGAUGAGGGCAGUUGUGAGCCGCUCCAACACGAUGCGUGGCAGCAAGGCCAGCCUGGACACAGAGAUGUCUGAGAACUCAAUUCCCCGCACAUGCUCUCCACUGGACUCCCUUAAGAAGUACAGUGGACGUGGCAGUGGAUCACGGGAAGAUGUUAACUCCAGCAAUUGCUCACUGUACAGGGCUGGGACCACAAGCCAUGGUGACAUGUCUAUCUCCCCACUGGCCUCCGAAGGCAUGAGUCGACAGAAGCGUACCUAUGAGAAGGUGGACUCCAUGGAGAAAAGCAUAACGAGCCAGAUGAGCUUGUCUACCCCAGAGGCACCCAGGUCACCUUCUCAGGGUGGAACACUGGACUCCAAGGGCCAGCUGGAACAUGGAUCACAAGGGGGUGACAGUGGACACCGAGGCACCCUGAGUUCCCACCAAGGGGUCACGGGCGAAGGAGGCAGGGGUAGAGGGGGAGGCUACCAGUACCCCUACUCCACGCUAUGCAAACCGCCAGCUGAUGCCAACAUGGUAGACUGGGCCAGUAAGAACCUGAACAUGCAUACUCAAGGGCUGUUUCGGCGCCGUGUUUCCAUUGCCAACAUGCUCUCCUGGAACCGGGGUUCUAUCAAGAAGCCUAUGCUCAUUACCAGUGACCGUGCCGUCAAGAAGGAAGCCUGUGAGAUGUUCAAGCUGGUGCAGGUCUACAUGGGCGACAGGGCAGCCCGCCUGGAGCGGCGCCACGUGGCGCUGCUAAUCAUCACAAAGUGCUGGAGUAUGCAAGGGCUACGUGAUGAGCUCUAUGUUCAGCUUGUGCGCCAGACCACAGACAACCUGUGCCUGCACAGCCUGGCAGCUGGCUGGGAGCUCAUGGCAAUCAGCCUGGCCUUCUUCUCACCUUCACCCAAGUUCCGCCGCUACUUGGAGGGUUAUAUUCAGAGGCAUCUGGAACCGGGCAACGACAAGAAAAUAAUGCAGCACAUAAUGGAGCAACAGGACCUGAAGAACAAGAAGAAUUCAAAGUCGAGAAAGAAGAGAAAACAGAACAACGAAGAGGAAGAAGGUCUGCCCAUUAGCACAUAUGCAAAGUACUGCUACCGCAAACUGCAGAAGGUGGCCGUCACCGGGGGCAAAAAGGGUCUCCGCAAGCCCACCCUGGAGGAGAUCGACCAUGGACGAAACGCCAUUGUGACCCCCUCGCUGUUUGGUAGUGCACUAGAGGAAAUCAUGGAGCGCCAGCAUGAACUCUUCCCUGAUAGGAAGCUGCCAUGGGUACAGGUGCAGCUGUCGCAGUAUGUGUUGGCGCUAGGUGGAGCACAGACUGAGGGCAUCUUCCGAGUGCCCGGAGACAUUGAUGAGGUCAAUGCACUGAAACUGCAGGUGGAUCAGUGGAAAAUCCCAGAAAAUCUCUCCGAUCCAAAUGUCCCAGCCUCACUGCUGAAAUUGUGGUACCGGGAGCUGGAGGAACCCGUCAUCCCUCAAAGUUUCUACAAGCAGUGCAUCAGCAAUUAUGAGGACCCCGAGGCAGCCAUCAGUGUAGUGCAGUCCCUACCUGAACUGAACCGCUUGGUCCUUUGCUACUUCAUCCACUUCCUACAGGUAUUUGCCCAGCCUGUCAAUGUGAGCAAAACGAAAAUGGAUGUGAACAAUUUGGCUAUGGUGAUGGCCCCCAACUGCCUGCGCUGCCAGUCGGAUGACCCACGGGUUAUCUUUGAGAACACACGCAAGGAGAUGUCCUUCCUUCGCAUGCUCAUUGUGCACCUGGACACCAGCUUUGUGAAGGGCCUCAUGUGAGAGAACAUCGCCCCCAACCCCGGCCCUCUGUCAACCUUUCUCACUCAACAUCACCUGCCCAUCAGUCUGCACAGUCAACGUCUCGUCUAUCAACUUCCACAACAUCCUAAGGAUAAGGCCUAUUUACUUUGCUUUAAUCAUUAAUGUUAUUUCACUUUGUAAGGUUUCAGGUCUUUUCCUAGCUGCCCUUUUUUGGCUGGGAAUCUCCCUGCUGGAAAGUGCAUUUGGCCUUAGAAAUCAUCUCCCAGAGUUUUACUCAAAACACUGGAAUUGUCCUGUCUAAAUUCACCACAUGUAUCUAGAAGGAGAUGCAAACAAAAGUUGGCGACUCGUGUUUUUUGACUGCAUCACAGGACAUUUUGGAUGGGGAGACGUUCACUCGUCAUUUGUGAUGACAGAUCACAGAGACGGUCAGAAUUAAUCUUUUGUUAAUUUACUGUUAAGGAAUGCAUAUGCAAUCAUUUCUGUGUGAUGUAGUUGAACUCUGGCUUGGUUUAAUUGUAUUUACUUUGACUGCUGAGCUGACAGACUUACGUUGAUGUCAUGACCUCAAGGUUUCCAACCACAGCGAAUCACUGAGAGGUGUCCUAACCUGGCCCCACAGCCUUCUGGGAAACCUUAUUUAUUUUCAGCCAUUGUAGAUUCAACAAAAGACCUACAAUGCCUAUGGCUAGGAUCUUCCAACUGUCUGACUUGGCUAGGUUUGUGACCCGACAGUGCAACUGUGUGUGUGUGUGUGUGUGUGUGUGUGUGUGUGUGCACGCGCACUCACCCACACGCAUGAGACAGAGAAGCUACAUGUGCACACAGACAUGCAGUGGGAACUUUCAGCUGCUUUAUUGUUGAUUACAAAAGAAAUAUUCUGGGGCAGAGAGUGCUGCCUAGAGGUUUUAAAUGUACAUUCUAGGGCCCUUAUGUGCAAAGAGCACAAAGGAAAACACUUGGGAGGUAGUAAAACUAUUAAUUUUGGAAGUGUGGCAGUCUCUGGGUAGGAAUGCAAAAUGAUGAG